Molecule: messenger RNA, 9773 nt
Organism: Manis javanica (Malayan pangolin)
Lineage: Eukaryota; Metazoa; Chordata; Mammalia; Pholidota; Manidae
Source: RefSeq, a predicted model, not a curated record
GCCGAGGGGGUUAUAUUUAGAAAAGCAGGACUGCCCCCAGGGCGCGCGGGCCGCUAACUCAGCCGAGGGACUCGGGCCUAGUGCGGAGGAAGAAGCUUCGUCGCCGGGGAGUGGGCUUCAGCGCUGAGGGGUCAGGGCCCUGGGGCAGCCUCCGGGAGCUUCCCAGAGCGCGUGGGGAGCCUGGAGCCUCUAGCUGAGGCAGGAAGAGAGGCCCGGACUGGUUGAGAAGCGGUCCUGGGGCUGCGUCGUACUGUUCUGGCUUUCUUGACUCUCCUGGUUAAGAGGAAGGAAACCCGAGGCACACUUCGGGCAGGCAGAGCUGGCAGUGGAAAGGGAGCAUCCCAUUCAUGAGGCAAAUUAGCAGCACCUUCUGAGCGUAUGUUCUGUUAGGACUCAGGGAACGGGUGCUGAACACAUCAUUGUAAGUUCAGUGAAAUGCAGCAUCUCUAGGUGAUGUUUUCUACCCUUUGUAAGAUCCUGGCCCUUUCCGGCCCCAGAGAAUGGACCUGGAGCUGUUAAAUGCCCGUUUCCAAAAAAGAUAAAAACACCAUUCAGCACCGAGUAGGUUUCUUUUGGAAAUUUAUUCAUUCUUCAAGCAAAUUGAUAACUGCUAGAUAAUUUGGCUUUGGCCUGGGAUGAAACUUUUUCUUUUCCACUUGAAUCCAGAAAACCUAGAGUAUAUUUAUAAAACGCCACCUUCAACUUUGCUAAAUGCACGACAGAAAAAUAAGUGAGGUUUCUAAGCUUUCACCGGAGAGAGUUGAAGUUCACGGGGUUAAGGAUAACGGGAUUUGUAAACACAUGCUCUCGUAUUCUGUUGGUUUGCUGUCCACGUCAUGCAGUCACUCAUGUUUAUCCUUAGCUGCAGCAGGUGCCAGGAUCCAUAGGUCUCGUUGCAUAGUGUACGGUCCUUCUGAAAUGGUUGUUUUAGGGAGAAGGGAGUACAUAUCCAGGAAAGUACUUUUCCAGAGGUAGGGCCCAGAGUAACAUUUGAAGGGUUUAUGAUCUGAGUGAACCUGGGCUAGAUGGUUAACUUAAAAAAUGGGGCUGUGGAUUGUAGGGGUGAAAUAAAAUAUAUGCAAAAAAUGUUUCUACAUACUUAGCGCUCAGUCAGCAGUCUAAUGAGAGGAACAGGGACUUGCUUGGAGAAGGAUAAAACUCAGGGGAUGGUAUUUGUUCUUUGUGGCCUGAUGGUGUGGGUGGCAGCUACAAAGACAAUCAGGUAAUAGAGAAGAACUUUCUAAAGGGUACCUAGAGAUAGAAUGGAGCAAGUACUUCAAAAGGUAGGGAAUUCUUUUUCACUGCAAGGUUUUGAAAAAAAUUUGAUUGUAAAAUGAGUUUAUUUUAGACUAUUUGGUAAAUACAAUUAAGUAUAAAGAAGUAGGGAAAAGCCCUUAGUGUUUAUUCACCAGAGGCAAUCCAUUUUAGCACAGUUUCUUGUGUUCUUUUUCCACGUGGUCUUAAUUAGAGAGUCUUUUGGGUUGAUAAUAUAUUCAUAUGCCUUUCAGCAAUCCAGUUCUCUUUCCUGGAGGUCACCAGUUUUUACCAGAGAUAGUUUUUCAUUUGGUUUUGUAGCAUAAGCAUUGUCCUAUAUCAUUAUAAUUCUUCAUAAAUGUUAAUUUUACUUGUAUUCUAUUUUUUCAACAGACCAUUUAAUGUUUCUAAAUUAAACAUUUGGUUGGAUAUUUGUGGUGUUUCUAGUUUUUCAUUGUUAUAGAUAACACUGAACAUCUGUGUAUCCUUUUUUUAUUUCAUUUGGGCUUUUUCUUAGGCUAGAUCCUCAGAAAUGGACUUUUUAGAUCAAAAGCUAACAUAUUUAAGACUCUUGAAAUAUCUUGCUAAAAUAUUUUCCUGAAAAUGUGUCAGUUUAUAUCACUCAGCAAUAUAUGCUUGUGACCCAUAUCCUUGCCAGCAUCAGAUAUUCCAGACUAACAUCUUUGCUAAUUUGAUAGAUUGAAAGGUGGUAUCUUGAUUUACUUUGCAUUUCUUGCAUAACUUAUGAGGGAGCAUCUUUCAGCUGUUUAUUAAUUAUUUAAUUUUCUGUUUAGACUUUUAAAUUUUUUGGCGUGUGUGUGAGUGAGUGUGUCUUUGUUCUUGGCCUAUUGUGAUCAUUACUGAAAUUUUUGUGUGCUGUUAAAAUCAAUUUGUAUGAUUAUUUAAGGAUAUAUGUUUAUAAUCUAUUUAUGCAGAGCCCCCUUUUAUCUUUUUAAAUAGAAGAUUUGCAUUGUGGUCACUUGAUUUUCUUUAGAUUUAAAGACCUCUCUUCAAAAUCGGUAUAUAUUUUUUGUGGUACAUUUAAUUUUUUUUCAUUUUAUUUUUUAAUCUAUAAUUAAUGUUAGCAUUUGGUGUGAGGUGAGAAUCUAGAUAGAUUUUAUUUUCCAAGUAACAGUUGUUCCAGCAUCCCUUUAAUAAUCCUUUGCUAAGUCCACUGAGUUAAGAUACUAAUUUUUAAGGAGGCUUUUAAGGAUGGACUGAUUACCUCUUGACAAAUGAAUAGAGGCUAUUUAAGAAUUAGAAGAGGUUGUUUUUCAUGACUUUCUAACGUGAGCAUUUCGAUAACUUGUUUAUGUUUAAGGUAAUUUGAUUUAGUUUUGUGUUUCUAACAAAUUAAGCUACAGCUGGAGUGGUGAUUGUUUCCACAGAUUAUGUCCUUGGGCUGAACUGAUAUAUUUUCCUUCCUAGUGAAUUUCCAAAUAUGUGGCUAGCCAAGGUGCUGAUUUCCAUAGGAGAUUUCUGUUAAAGAGGUUUAUUUAUUUAUGUACUCAUCUUAAUUAAAAUUCUUUCCCUUGAAUGGUGUAGAACUUGGGGAAAGGAAGAACUAGAUUUUAAAAGAUGUUGCUUAUUAUAAAACAAUUUUACUGCUUUCGGAAAAUGGCAUCAGAAUUUUAAAGUUACUUUAAAAAUAAUGAUGCCUUUUCUUGACACUAAUUUUUCAAAUGGCCUGUGCCAUUGACACAUUAUUUGUAUCUUACUACCCCCUGAAAUAUAAUAAUGGGCUUAAAAAGGUAUACUGUUAUAUUGGUGCUGUGAGAGGUAAUAAGUGUGAAUCUUUUUUUUUUUUGACAUGUAUAUGUUUUUACUUGGGACUUUGUAAAUAGAUGAUGGGCUCUUAUUUUAAGGAAGUGAUAGGUUCUUGUUCAACAUCUUUUUUUUUCAAUCCCAAUGUUUUUGCAGACUUCAAUGAAUUUGUAAAUAUAUUGUUUUAACCUUCUCAUAACCUUACUUUCUUACACUCUCUGGAAGAAAAUAAACUCUUGAGCCAUAUUUGCGAGUGGGUAUUUUUUCAGUAUAUUUGUGGGCUUGCUAAUGGGACAGAUGUCAACAGGAUUUUGAAAAGGUUUCAUUUUAUGAAACGUAAGUUAGGAGAGAUCUAGAUUACUAUUAGAAUAAACCCUACUGAGAAACUGAUGUUUCUCAAAAUAUGGCACCUUAGCAUAUUGGAUAUUUUAAGCUGAAGGAGUUUGAGAAAACAGAACUAGGAAUGUCAUUCUGACCAGCCCCCCAUUCCCUUUGUACCUUGCCCUUCUUCCUUGCAAUAGGCCAUUGUAUGAGAGGUGCCUUCCCUAUACUUGGAACAUCCUUAUUUCUGAAGACUAGGGGCCCAGACAGGAAUGUGAACAAACAGGCCUUAUUCAGUUGCCCACAGUUUACUACAAUUAUGUCAUACGCCUUACGCUACCAUAUUCCUCCAUAACUGUCCCCUCUUCACCAAACCUAGCAUAAAAGUACAAAGGUCUAACUAUUCUUCAUUUCCUUAUGAAGGCUUUUGUGUCAUGUAAAACUCAUAUUAAACAGAUUUGUAUGCUUUUCUCCUGUUAAUCUGUUUCUGUCAGUUAAAUUUUCAGACCGAGCCCAGGGAUCCUAAGAGAGGGAAGGAAAGCUUUCUUGGACAACUUUUCCUAUUCUGGACAUUUCGUGUCAAUGGAAUCAUUCAAAAUACAGCAUUUUUGGUCUGGCUUUCUUCAUUCAGAAUAAUAUAUUCAUGGUUCAUCCAUGUUGUAAUAUGUGACAGUACUUUUUUAUGACUAAUACUCCAUCAUAUGGAUAUGCUACAUUUUGUUUAUCCCUUCCUCAGUUGAUGAACUUUUGGGUUAUUUCCACUUUUUGGUUAUUCUGAAUAUUGCUGCUAUGAACAUUCAUGUACAAGUUUUUGUGUGACUAUAUGUUUUCAAUUCUUUUGUGUAUAUACGUAGGAGUGGAAAUACCGGGUCAUUUGCUCACUCUGUUUAACUCUUUGAGGAAUUACCAAAUUGUUUUCCCAAGAGGCUGCACCAUUUUACAUUUCCAUCAGCAAUGUAUGAGGCUCCCAGUUUUUCCACAUCCAUGUCAACAUUUGCUAUUGUUCUCAUUUUGAAUAUAGCCAUCCUGAUGACUGGAGUUGAUGUAAACGUGGUCAUGCUUCAGGAGUCCCGAGUUUAUUUUAUGGAGACCAGUCAGCAGUUCUGUUAUAAAAAUGUACUUAUCCCAAAGUGGUAUGAUGUAUGGACACGGAUACAGAUCCGAGUAAAUAGUUCCAAACUGGUACGAGUCACCCAGGUGGAGAAUGAGGAUAAACUGAAGGAGCUAGAGCAGUUUAGUAUCUGGAACUUUUUUUCCUCUUUUUUAAAAGAGAAAUUGAAUGACACAUAUGUUAAUGUGGGUCUGUACAGCACAGAAACCUGCCUCAAAAUUGAGAUUAUAGAGGAAGACACCAAAUACAGUGUCACUGUGACCCGGAGAUUUGACCCCAGACUCUUCCUCAUUUUCCUCCUUGGACUUAUGCUUUUUUUUUGUGGAGACUUGCUGAGCAGAAGCCACAUCUUCUACUAUUCCACUGGGAUGAGUGUGGGAAUUAUAGCCUCUUUACUGAUCGUCAUUUUUGUACUGUCCAAGUUUAUGCCCAAGAAAAGUCCCAUUUACAUCAUCCUAGUGGGAGGCUGGUCCUUUUCUCUGUACCUCAUUCAACUCAUUUUAAAAAAUUUACAAGAGAUCUGGAGGUGUUACUGGCAGUAUCUUUUAAGCUAUGUCCUCACAGUUGGCUUUGUGAGUUUUGCAGUCUGUUACAAGUAUGGGCCUCUGGAGAAUGAACGAAGCAUCAGCCUGCUGACCUGGACCUUGCAGCUGAUGGGCCUGUGUUUCAUGUAUUCUGGUAUCCAGAUACCACACACUGCUCUUGCCAUUGUCAUCACGGCUCUGUGUGCUAAGAACCUGGAGCACCCUAUUCAGUGGCUCUACAUCACCUACAGAAAGGUGUGUAAGGCAACAGAAAAGACUGUCCCCCCUCGUCUCCUGACAGAAGAAGAAUAUCGGGUACAAGGAGAGGUGGAGACCCGAAAGGCUUUAGCAGAGCUUCGAGAAUAUUGUAACAGCCCAGACUGCUCUGCUUGGAAGACUGUUACUCGAAUCCAGUCUCCAAAGAGAUUUGCUGACUUUGUGGAAGGUUCUUCCCACCUCACACCAAAUGAGAUCUCUGUCCACGAGCAGGAAUAUGGAUUAGAAAGCAUCAUUGCCCAGGAUGAACUCUCUGAAGAAGCAUCCUCUGAGGAGGAGGACUCUGAUUCUCGGUACCCCACUGUCACACAGCAGAACAACUUCCUGACUUAGGUUGUGGUCUGUCACUUUUAUGUGGACUGGCUUGGUACCUUGAUGGUUCAUGUUGUGUGUACUAUGCAAUUGCUUCUCAGCUCUUUGAAACAGGGUGAGACAGUACAGAAAUUCUCUCGCUGAAAUUAGAAACCGAGGUAGGCUUCUCUCUGUAAAUGGGCUUGGUGGUCUCUCUGGGAUCCCAAUGAAGGAGAGUGGAAAAGUAGCCAAUGCUCUUGGCCCCACCUUAUGUUUCCAGGAUGGCUACAGCUAGCAUAGCAUUCCAUCCCCCCCUUUGAACAUUAAUUCAGUCGUGGCAUUUCUGCCAUUGUGGCUGACACUCAGAAGGGAGACUGUUUCGUGUGUAGUAAUGCUUUCAGACUAUUGUCUGUGUCUUCUAGAGAGAAAUAUGCAAAUCUGAGCCUCCUUCACUUCUGUUUUUAUUUCAGUGACUUUAGAAUAAUUCUUAUUUUAACUCUUUUAAGAGGGAAGUAGAUUUUUGCCUGUCUUGUUUUUUAAAUACAUAUGUUUUUAAAAUGUCACAAAUCCCUGUUCCAGAACUGGCAAGUGCUCCAGAGUGCCCAGCUCCAUAGGCCUUGAGUGUUUAUUAAUGUAUAUUAUUCAUUAAAGCCCCAGAAGCUGUUGUGUUGAGCUUUGAAUUAGUUCUUAAACAUAUGAUGCUUUAAGUAGAAACAGGCCUAUAGUCUCUUCUGUAGGGGAGGUCUUUGAACUUUUGAUCAUAUUCAACUUUUAAUUCCAUCUCAAAAAUACAUUUGUGUUCUUCCUGUCCCAUUCAUCUCUGUCCCCUUUGCCCUUUCAAUAAGAGUCUAUCCUCUCACCUUUGAAGUAUGUACAUGUCAGAGUUUGUUUUGUUGCUGACAUUCUCCCCUGGUUUAUAGCAUAAUUCCUUCUAGUUAGGAGUGAUCUUAUUUAGGGAAUGUAAGUGCUUUUUACUGGUUCUCCAUUUUCUUGUCAGUGGGUCAUAUGUCUUGAGUUGCUGUGGAAUCAGGAACCUGUUUCCUCUUCAUUUCCCUUCCUUUAUCUACCCACUCUACCUGUUCCUUUUGGCCUUUCCUUACCACUUAAACUUGUCCCCAUGACAUUAGGCUAAUUAGAAGCCUUAAAACUAUCUGUGAAAUCUUCAGUACAACAUAUAAGUGAGUAGCUGUCAGUGCCAGUUUGCAUGCCAGGAAAUAGCCCUCCAGGCAACCUUUGUGCCUCUGGUUGUUCAUUUAGCCCUCAGGAGUAGACAUUUUCCAUGAACUUCUUUGCAGUUCCAUUUCUGACCAGAGAUUCAUGCUGCCUUUUGUUAAGAUGGCAUUAGUUUCACAUUCUUUUGCCAUUGGAAAGUACCCUAUAAACCAGCAGUGACAUUUAUGAGGGAGCAGAUUCCCAAGUCUCUGCCCUUUGCGUGGUUCUAUUUGUGAUCUUCACCUUCGUACCUUGGAAAAGGCUAUAAUUGGCUCUAGCCAGGAAGAUAGUCACUGACAGCAAGAGCACAACAUCAGAUUUCCUGGCUCACCAUGAUCAUGGAGAGGGCAGAUGAUUUUUUAAAAAGCUGUAAUGACUCCUUCAGAUAGGCCAUGUAGCAAAUAAUUUUGAAAGGCCUUGGGCUGCAUUGCUAACUUUCAAAAUGUCAGCUAUGAGGCUCCCCUUCAAUGAGCAGUUGAUUAUUUCCACCAGUGUUUCCCACAGCUUUAAACUGUCCUAAAGUGACAACUACCUCAGUUGGCAGCAAAUAGGUAUAUUACAGUAGAAAGUGAAAAAUAAGCAGUGUUUGGUCAGGUGCUGUUGAUAAAGCUGCAGCAAAGGAGCUUUAUAUUGGGAAACAUUUAUGCCUUUGUAAAUUAUACACAUGGUAAAAUUUUAUCUCUACAAAGAACUGUUUAACCUCUGGGAUUUACUACUUUUUGCCAUGUUUACAGAAAGCAAGACCUAAUGUAUUUGAGUGUAAGUUGGUUUGAAAACUCAGCUGUACAAGUAGUCUCAGGAUUCCCAGAGACCUUUGUGCCAUCCCCCAAAUGGCUCCUUAGGGAAGUGGUAGCCUGCCUCCAGGGUGACUUCUGACUUAGGCCUUUAUUUCUGUGAAAAAGCAUAGCGAAGUGAGGAAAGUCUCCUUUUUUUCUGUUUAGUAAACUCCUUAUGAAGGAUAAUUUCCAUCUCGAGACCAGUUUUUUCACUGUUUGAAUUUGGGAUGAAUAAAAUCAAACUCAGUUUAUUGCUGCCCAUCUGGUAGUUGGAGAACUGAGCUGUAGGCAGUGGAGAUGACAAUGAGAGCCACUUGCAGACAGUGCAGGAUGGUACCUCUGGUGUGCUGUGUGUCCUUGGCCUGCCUGCUUAUGUGGCGCUGCCCCAGAUGCUUCAGAGUCUCCAUGUACCCAGAGAUUGCCCGACUCCAUGAGCCUUCUAUGGAAGCUGCCCUUGUCUCCCUCUUGGCCACUUAGUCUGUUGGCUCAGUCACUACUUGAAGCCCCCAUUUAAUUUCCUCUGGCAGUUACACUUGCAGUUUCAGCACAGUCCCUUCUCUCAGACCAAUCUCAUCAAGAGGAAUUGAAGGGUAACUGGAGUGAGCUGGGCACUGGAGCCGUGUCUGCUGCCAGGUUGGCGUCUUGCUAGGGAAAUAUCAAGCUGUACAUUGGCCCUUGGGCUCAGGGUCUCAUCAGUAUUGGAAAUCCAUUGCCUCUAAUCAGUCUGACCAACUUGUGUAGAGCAUGACUCUCAUUAAUGGGAACACAGGAGCCAGCUGGCCUAAAACAUUCCCCUUCAUUUUCCCACUCAGAUUGCUUUCCUGAGACCAAGGGAAACAAUGAUCAAAUAAGGAAAAUUUAGUAACUUUGAUAUCUUCUAAUAAUAAAUUCUUAUCAGCCACUUUCUCCUACCAAAACUAGUUUAUUUUUCCCUCCAGAUUCAUGAUUUUUAUGUCUGUUAUAAAGGGAGAUUUUGCUGAUGAUAGUCUUUAGGUCCCAAUGUUCUAUUUUGUGCUAAUACAACCCAUUCAAGGGCCUAGCCCUUUCAUCAUUGACUGUGUUUCCUUCAACCCAGUUCCCAUUGGCACAUCUGAUAUAAAUUUGAUGCAUGAAAGGACCCAAGUAGGCCAGAUAGUACCCCCAGGCCCUGAUAUCCACAAGUGGCUUGGAAAUAAAUUAUGCAAUGCUCUCAAUCUUUUUGUUAUUCCAGAAAAAAAGAUGGCUCAGAUGGAUACCCACUAAAAAAUGGUUCUAGCUGUGUACUCACAACUUCUGUGAACUGAGUACUGAAAACUGAGAUAGGAGGAAAGGAAACUAUUACUAAAGUAUUCCUCUAGACUGAGGCCGGAUGUGAGGUAACAACCUGUAGUGAAAUGCCAAGAAUUUUAUCUGACUUGAGGAGAGGACAGUUUAACAGAUUUAUUAUGCAUUAUGUUGCAUAGGCACUGAAACCGAGUAAUAAGUGAAAUAGCCUUUGUACAAGGCAGAUGCACGUAAUACCUUUUGUUUAUAUUGUGAUGUAGCAGGAAUUUUUUUUUUUUUUAGGAAAGCCUAUGCAAUUGUGGUGAUCCACUGGUGUCUCUUGAUAACUUAGCUUAUGAAUUCAGUUGCUGUUGACUUGGAUUCUAAAUGGUUACUACCUUAAAAAGGGUGUUUGGUGCCUUAAGUGAUGGGAGCCAGAGUCUGAGUAGAACAAAUUUAGCAGAUCGACACCAACAUCAACACACAGCUUUAGUGGAGAUGGGGAUGAAUGAUACACAGCCCCAACUUUGGGACUUUUGGCUCCCACACCUCCCAUUCAUGUGUGUCAUUUUCCUCUUCACAUUUCUUGACAAUAACUUGAAAAUGGUGAAAUCACCUUCUUUGGACUUUCCUACAGCAUGGGCAACAUUCUUACGUGGUAACAGGUAGCUCAUAAUGUGGUAGAAAUGUUACAGCCUGCGAUUGUCUCAGUUGCCCAUGUUUCUAGAAUUGAUGGCAAAAUAGUAGGGGUAAUGAAUUCAUGGGUAAGUUUUAAGCCUGUGGGUAAUAGCUGUUAUUUAAAAGUAUUUGUCAUUUAUAUUUAAAACGAAUGUUCAUGGGUGUUUGAAAGGAACAAAAUGAUCAGGGAUGGCUUUUUGCCAUGAGUCUCAUUUUCACUCUUUUCUGUAAGAAAAAAUAAGUGUCUUAUUAUUAUAUAUUUUUUCAUUUUUAUUGUACAAUUUUGUAAGUAAUUGCAAUUUUAAUAAAGUUUUAUAGACAAUA